Messenger RNA from Poecile atricapillus (Black-capped chickadee), 1993 nucleotides. RefSeq names its product LIM domain only 4 (gene LMO4). Bases 755 to 1252 code for a protein of 165 amino acids. The transcript has 5 exons. Lineage: Eukaryota; Metazoa; Chordata; Aves; Passeriformes; Paridae. The record is from RefSeq and is a predicted model, not a curated record.
UUUUUUCCCUCCCCUCUCACUCAUUCCUUUGUCUUCCCGGGGAUUGGCAGGUUUUAUUAUUCCGCCUGAACAAGCCGGGGGCGGAUUGGCUGCGGCGGGCUGACGGGGGCGCCGAGCCGGAGUGUAGUUGGGAUUCUGCUCUGUCAGUAACACAUGUGUGAGGGCAGCGGGCACACGCGCACCGUGCGGGCACACACGCACUCGCAGCCUCACGCUUAGACGGGCACAAGGGCCGCCCCCCGCGCCCCGCCAGCGCCGCAGCCGCAGGAUCCCGGCAGCAGCUCCGCGCCCGGCCCCGCUCAAACUCGCCGGCUCCCGCCCGCUCCGCUGAGGCGCUCCGGCGGGCCGCGGCCGGCCGGCUCCGCGCCGCGGGAGGCUCGGGAGCCGCCGCAGCCCGGAGAGGGGGCGGAGGUGGGGGAGCGGGGGGGAAGCGGCACAAAGUGAAGCCACAUUGCCAAACUUGCCCGGCGAUUGCAGCAGCGAGCGGCGGCGGCGCCCUGCGUGUGCGGCUCAGCGGCGGGGACCGAGCUCUGCAGCUCCCCUCCCGGGAAGCGGGAGCUGGAGGAAGGACCCGGGCAGACGCCUCUCAUAGCAAUAUCUAUAUUUUUCCAGUCUGGGCUGCCCCUUGCCGGGCGGGGGGCUCCCUCCAGCCGGCGAGAGGGCGAGCGCUGCGCUUGUUUCUUUGCGAGAAGACCUCUUCAGGCACCCCGAGCGGCGCUCCCCGGCCUUUUGCAAUAUAGAGGGGAAGCAGGCCAUGGUGAACCCCGGCGGCAGCGCGCAGCCGCCCCCGGUCACGGCGGGCUCCCUCUCCUGGAAGAGGUGCGCCGGCUGCGGGGGGAAGAUCGCCGACCGCUUCCUGCUCUACGCCAUGGACAGCUACUGGCACAGCCGCUGCCUCAAGUGCUCCUGCUGCCAGGCCCAACUGGGGGACAUCGGCACCUCCUGCUACACCAAGAGCGGGAUGAUUCUCUGCAGAAACGACUACAUCAGGUUAUUUGGAAAUAGUGGUGCUUGCAGUGCCUGUGGACAGUCCAUUCCUGCUAGUGAGCUGGUCAUGAGGGCACAGGGCAAUGUCUAUCAUCUUAAGUGUUUUACAUGCUCUACCUGCCGGAAUCGCCUGGUCCCCGGAGAUCGGUUUCACUACAUCAAUGGCAGUUUAUUUUGUGAACAUGAUAGACCUACAGCUCUCAUCAAUGGCCAUUUGAAUUCACUUCAGAGUAAUCCACUACUGCCAGACCAGAAGGUCUGCUAAAAGGUCAGAGUAAUGCAGAAUGCGUGCCUUCAUCUCAAAUUUUGUUCAUCACAGAUGGAUCCCAUGUCUCCAAGUAGACAAGUCACCUUUGUAGCUAGCAUCAAUGCCAGCUCCAUACCAUUGCACCUUCUUUAUUCUUGAUUGCCCUUCCCACAUUUAUUGGUGUAUUAAAAUGACUGAAUAUGAACAUUAAGGACUCCAUGAACCUGGGCUAAUGGGAGACUGUAGAGAAAAUGAAAAAAGAUCCACCGGAGGACAUCUUGGGGGGGGGGGUGGGGGGGUGGGGACGAUGACUAAUGAAGCUAAUUAAAAGCAUUGAAAUCUGCUUUCUACCCUCAUUAACAAUUAGCAGGGCACUGGCCAGUUUGUACCCUGUGUUUUACCUUAACAACAUUCUAUUUGCUCUUUGUAUAUUUAAGUGUUGUAAGGAAAUGUGUUUCAAUCAAACUGAACAUGAGAUAAAGAUGUGGCUUUUGUGAUAUUCUAUCACAAACACUUUUAUUGUAUCUCUGUAAAAUACAAUGUAUGUAUGCAUGUAAGUGUUUUUGUCCUAAUGUUGCUACUUCCCAUGGCAAAAAAAAAAAAAAAAAGAAAAAAGUCAGGCUCAUAGCAGCUACUGUGUAGAAAUUUUCACCUACUUCUAAUUUGCUGAAUGAAGAAAAAUCUUUUAUUUGUGAUAUUUUCAGAGACAUUUGCUCUAGUAUGGUGUAUUUAAAUAAUAAAAAGUAAAACAAAACUGAG